AUGGCAAGACAGCUGAGUACGACAGCUGCGAGGCGGACAGAGCUACCGAGCGCCGCUUCAUUCCCUGCUGUGCCCUCCGUCUCCGACACCGCCCCUCCAUCAUCGACAUCGAGGCUGCCCGCACCACCUACUGUCGCUGCAACAGGGUCGUCAGCAGCACCGCCUACCUCGACGAAGCGUGCUCAUGUUCACGGACCAGACGAAGGACGUGACAAGGGGAAGGGGCCGGCAAAGAGGGAGCGCAAACCCGCUGGCAUGCUCGGCAAGUGGUGGCCGACGCUGCACAGUCGCACGGGUCAAGGACGAGGAUGCGGACACUACGUCUGGGGCGAGCCGGCGCCGAGCAGCAAAGUUGCGGCUUUCGAUCUGGACGGGACGAUCAUCCGACCGAUGAAUGGCAACUCGUUCCCGAAGGACUCGUACGACUGGGAACUUUGCGGCGGUUCCGUCGUCCGCAAGUUGCGAGACUUGCACCGCGACGGCUACGCCAUCGUCCUCGUCACGAAUCAAGCCUCCCCCUUCUCCGAUCUGAGCGCCGACUUCCGGCGCAAGAUCCCCUUCGUCUGUCGUCGGCUCAACGUUCCGCUGCACGUCUUCGCGUGCUUCGAGUUUGACGAGUACAGGAAGCCGUCGGCGGGGAUGUGGGAGGCUUUUGUCGAGCGGUUCAAUGGCGGGUUGGAGAUUGACUACAAUGCGUCGUUUUACGUCGGCGACGCUGCAGGUCGACCUGCGGACCACGCAGACACCGACAGGAAGUUCGCUUUGAACGCCGGACUGCGUUUCUUGACACCUGAGGAAUGCUUCGAGGACGCGGCGCCCGACGAGGACUAUGUUCUCUGGGGGUGGGAUCCGUUUGCGUACGACCAUUCGACUCCCGACCCUCCCGCUAUCCUCCCUCCUGCUCCUCCGCCCAACUCGACUCCGCACGAACUCGUCCUUCUCCUCGGCGGUCCGGCGUCCGGCAAGACUCACUACUACAACACUCACCUCCAGCCUCAGCGAUACGAGCGCUUCACCUUCCCUCCGCAACGCAACUCUGAGCUUCCACGACAGCUGAAGCAGCACGUCCGCCUCCACUUCGAGCGAACACCACCGACCGACGACUCUUCACCGCCCGCACCCCGCCCUCUCCGCCUCGCCAUCGAGACGCCCCUCGCGUCCGCCUUCUCGCGCCGCCUCUUCCUCCGCCACUUCGCCAACCUUCUCCUCUCGAUCCGGGGUGUCUCUCGCUCCUCGUUCAAGAUCAGCGCGGUCGUCUUUGCUCCCGCAGGCGGGUUCGACGAGUCGGUCAGCGGGAAAGGCGGAAUUGAUCUGUGGCGCCACAACUCGGUUUGGAGGAGCGUGACGAGUGGGCAGGGAAGGGUUGGAGACAGGCCGAGGAAGAGGGCGGUGCCGCUUACGCCUAUCGAGUUUCUGAGGAAGUUUGAGCGCGAGUGGGAGGAGCCGACGAUCGAAGAGGGCGCGUCCCGCUCGUCCGCUCGGUUCCACUCCCUCGCAACCGUCUAUUUCCGCCUCCCUCCCGCCCUCCAACCCUCCUGGAAACGCUGGCUCGCCGACGUCUACCCGGGCAAAGCGAAGAAGACGGGUCGGAUCGCGGUGUAUGGGCCUGGUGCGAGGAAGGAUGCGGUGGGGAGGUGGGAGGAGGAGGCGAAGGAAGAGGAAGGGGGGGAGUUGAUGGGUGUGCUGGAGGUGCCUGGGGAGGAUGUGGCGUAG
Molecule: messenger RNA, 1713 nt
Organism: Rhodotorula toruloides NP11
Lineage: Eukaryota; Fungi; Basidiomycota; Microbotryomycetes; Sporidiobolales; Sporidiobolaceae
Product: polynucleotide 3'-phosphatase
Exons: 8
Coding region: 1-1713 (570 amino acids)
Biological process (GO): DNA repair
Molecular function (GO): polynucleotide 3'-phosphatase activity; ATP-dependent polydeoxyribonucleotide 5'-hydroxyl-kinase activity; double-stranded DNA binding
Source: RefSeq, a predicted model, not a curated record